AUGCCUGAAUUACAAUCGGUUGAACCAUCCAUUGUUCAACGUUGCUUGACAUUUCAAACUGUGGGAACAUACUUAAUACGAUAUUUGUGCAAAAACGAUGAAUUAACAUCAUUUAUCCAACCGUCACUUACUUCAACAUGUACAGUGAACAAUUGUAUUGUAUUUUCAGUAAGAUGUGAUGAAUCGCUUCAUAAAUGUCGUGUUAUACACUAUCGUAUACCAGUUAACGAUACAAAUCUAAAACCAGAAUAUUUAACCCAACUCGUCGGAUAUUACAAUAAAAAUGUAACACAAGUGAUGAGUGCAUACUGGACGCAUUUAGAAAAAGAAUUGAUAAUCUCGAAAUCAUUGGUGGAUAAAGACAAAUGGCGAAUUGAUAUAAGAAAGUUUGGCAUGGGUGUUUGGAUAGGAGCAGGUAAACACAAUUCAAGUGUUUGCAAACAAACGUCGAAUAAACACCAACUCAAUGUAUUCAUUAAACGUUAUCUUAAAGAAAAAAAAGAUCUGAUGUAUUGUUUUAAUAAUGAAUUUAAAAUGUUAAAAGACUUAUGCUAUUUUCCCAUCGUACAGUUAUACGGUCAAUGGUCGGAUGAUAAAUAUCAUUAUUUAAUUUUAGCCGAUGGUGGAAAAGAUCUUUUAUCUUAUUGUCCGUUGAAAGCACAUACACAGAAAUCAGCGAUGAGACGUGUAGCCAAUAUCGGAUUUCAAAUAUCGAAUGCUAUGAUAUAUUUAGAAAAAUGUCUUAUUGUUCAUCGAGAUUUGACAGCCUCAAACGUAUUAGUUGAUAAAUACGGAUUCAUACGAAUUGCAGAUUUUGGUCACUCUAUGAAAUUACAAGAGGGAAAAAAUAAUUUCACGAAAAGUACGGAAAAAUUUCAAUAUCGAUGGUUAGCACCCGAAUGUUUGCCGUUUCCUGUAGAAACUAAAGAAAUUAGUCAUCAGCAAUAUAAUAAUUAUCCAAUAUUUUCUUCAAAAUCAGAUGUUUGGUCGCUCGGUAUCACACUCAUACAGCUAAUGAUUGACCAACCAAAAAAACCCUAUUUCGAUAUUGAUCAAGAUAUAAAACUAGUUGAGUAUGUUAAAAUAAAUAGACUAACCCACAAAUGUCCUACAAUAUGUUCAUAUGAUAUGUACUUAGUACUGAAACAAUGUUGGGCAUACGAUUCAAAAGACAGGAUAACAUUUCAAUCAUUACAGCAGAAAAUGUUCCAAUUAGAAAAAAUUCAUAAAUGA
Molecule: messenger RNA, 1233 nt
Organism: Didymodactylos carnosus
Lineage: Eukaryota; Metazoa; Rotifera; Eurotatoria; Philodinida; Philodinidae
Source: the annotation of a GenBank genome assembly